Molecule: messenger RNA, 3101 nt
Organism: Rhinopithecus roxellana (golden snub-nosed monkey)
Lineage: Eukaryota; Metazoa; Chordata; Mammalia; Primates; Cercopithecidae
Gene: DPP10
Product: dipeptidyl peptidase like 10
Exons: 23
Coding region: 487-2115 (542 amino acids)
Biological process (GO): proteolysis
Molecular function (GO): serine-type peptidase activity; dipeptidyl-peptidase activity
Source: RefSeq, a predicted model, not a curated record
GAUGUGGUGUAUAAAAGCGAGAAUGGACAUGUCAUUAAACUGAAUAUAGAAACAAAUGCUACCACAUUAUUAUUGGAAAACACAACUUUUGUAACCUUCAAAGCAUCAAGACAUUCAGUUUCACCAGAUUUAAAAUAUGUCCUUCUGGCAUAUGAUGUCAAACAGAUUUUUCAUUAUUCAUAUACUGCUUCAUAUGUGAUUUACAACAUACACACUAGGGAAGUUUGGGAGUUAAAUCCUCCAGAAGUAGAGGACUCCGUCUUGCAGUACGCGGCCUGGGGUGUCCAAGGGCAGCAGCUGAUUUAUAUUUUUGAAAAUAAUAUCUACUAUCAACCUGAUAUAAAGAGCAGUUCAUUGCGACUGACAUCUUCUGGAAAAGAAGAAAUAAUUUUUAAUGGGAUUUCUGACUGGUUAUAUGAAGAGGAACUCCUGCAUUCUCACAUCGCCCACUGGUGGUCACCAGAUGGAGAAAGACUUGCCUUCCUGAUGAUAAAUGACUCCUUGGUACCCACCAUGGUUAUCCCUCGGUUUACUGGAGCAUUGUAUCCCAAAGGAAAGCAGUAUCCGUAUCCUAAGGCAGGUCAAGUGAACCCAACAAUAAAAUUAUAUGUUGUAAACCUGUAUGGACCAACUCACACUUUGGAACUCAUGCCACCUGACAGCUUUAAAUCAAGAGAAUACUAUAUCACUAUGGUUAAAUGGGUAAGCAAUACCAAGACUGUGGUAAGAUGGUUAAACCGACCUCAGAAUAUCUCCAUCCUCACAGUCUGUGAGACCACUACUGGUGCUUGUAGUAAAAAAUAUGAGAUGACAUCAGAUACGUGGCUCUCUAAGCAGAAUGAGGAGCCCGUGUUUUCUAGAGAUGGCAGCAAAUUCUUUAUGACAGUUCCUGUUAAGCAAGGGGGACGUGGAGAAUUUCACCACAUAGCUAUGUUCCUCAUUCAGAGUAAAAGUGAGCAAAUUACCGUGCGGCAUCUGACAUCAGGAAACUGGGAAGUGAUAAAGAUCUUGGCAUACGAUGAAACUACUCAAAAAAUUUACUUUCUGAGCACUGAAUCUUCUCCCAGAGGAAGGCAGCUGUACAGUGCUUCUACUGAAGGAUUAUUGAAUCGCCAAUGCAUUUCAUGUAAUUUCAUGAAAGAACAAUGUACAUAUUUUGAUGCCAGUUUUAGUCCCAUGAAUCAACAUUUCUUAUUAUUCUGUGAGGGUCCAAGGGUCCCAGUGGUCAGCCUACAUAGUACAGACAACCCAGCAAAACAUUUUAUAUUGGAAAGCAAUACUAUGCUGAAGGAAGCUAUCCUGAAGAAGAAACUAGUAAAGCCGGAAGUUAAAAUCCUUCAUAUUGACGACUAUGAACUUCCUUUACAGUUGUCCCUUCCCAAAGAUUUUAUGGACCGAAACCAGUAUGCUCUUCUGUUAAUAAUGGAUGAAGAACCAGGAGGCCAGUUGGUUACAGAUAAGUUCCAUAUUGACUGGGAUUCCGUACUCAUUGACAUGGAUAACGUCAUUGUAGCAAGAUUUGAUGGCAGAGGAAGUGGAUUCCAGGGUCUGAAAAUUUUGCAGGAGAUUCAUCGAAGAUUAGGUUCAGUAGAAGUAAAGGACCAAAUAACAGCUGUGAAAUUUUUGCUGAAACUGCCUUAUAUUGACUCCAAAAGAUUAAGCAUUUUUGGAAAGGGUUAUGGUGGCUAUAUUGCAUCAAUGAUCUUAAAAUCAGAUGAAAAGCUCUUUAAAUGUGGAUCAGUGGUUGCACCUAUCACAGACUUGAAAUUGUAUGCCUCAGCUUUCUCUGAAAGAUACCUGGGGAUGCCAUCUAAGGAAGAAAGCACUUACCAGGCAGCCAGUGUGCUACAUAAUAUUAAUGGCUUGAAAGAAGAAAAUAUAUUAAUAAUUCAUGGAACCGCUGACACAAAAGUUCAUUUCCAACACUCAGCAGAAUUAAUCAAGCACCUAAUAAAAGCUGGAGUGAAUUAUACUAUGCAGGUCUACCCAGAUGAAGGUCAUAAUGUAUCUGAGAAAAGCAAGUAUCAUCUCUACAGCACAAUCCUCAAAUUCUUCAGUGAUUGCUUGAAGGAAGAAAUAUCUGUGUUACCACAGGAGCCAGAAGAAGAUGAAUAAUGGACCAUAUUUAUACAGAACUGAAGGGAAUAUUGAGGCUCAAUGAAACCUGACAAAGAGACUGUAAUAUUGUAGUUGCUCCAGAAUGUCAAGGGCAGCUUAUGGAGAUGACACUGGAGAAGCACGCUCAGAGACAGUGAACUAGCAUUUGAAUACAGAAGUCGAGGUCUACUGUGUUGCCAGGGGUGCAGAACCCAUUUCUUUGUAUAACAGAGGUCAAAGGGUUGGUUUCCUGGGAGAAAUUAGUUUUGCAUUAAAGUAGGAGUAGUGCAUGUUUUCUUCUGUUAUCCCCUGUUUGUUCUGUAACUAGUUGCUUUCAUUUUAAUUUCACUGGCCACCAUUAUCUUUGCAUAUAAUGCACAAUUUAUCAUCUGUCCUACAGUCCCUCAUCUUUCAUGGCUGAGCUGCAAUCUAACACUUUACUGUACCUUUAUAAUAAGUGCAAUUCUUUCAUUGUCUAUUAUUAUGCUUAAGAAAAUAUUCAGUUAAUAAAAAACAGAGUAUUUUAUGUAAUUUCUGUUUUUAAAAAGACAUUAUUAAAUGGGUCAAAGAACAUGUAGAAAUGUGGAUUUCAGCACCUUCCAAAGUUCAGCCAGUUAUCGGUAGAUACAAUAUCUUUAAAUGAACACACGAGUGUAUGUCUCACAAUAUAUACACACACGUGUGCAUAUACAGUUAAUGAAACUAUCUUUAAAUGUUAUUCAUGCUGUAAAGGGUAAACUUUUUAUGAAUUAGAAGAGAUGCUCUUUUCCAAGCUAUAAUGGAUGCUUUGUUUAAUGAGCCAAAUAUGAUGAAACAUUUUUUCCAAUUCAAAUUCUAGCUAUUGCUUUCCUAUAAAUGUUUGGGUUGUGUUUGGUAUUGUUUUUAGUGGUUAAUAGUUUUCUAGUUGCAUUUAAUUUUUUGAAUAUGAUACCUUGUCACAUGUAAAUUAGAUACUUAAAUAUUAAAUUAUAGUUUCUGAUAAAGAAAUUUUGUUAACAAUGCAA